AUGCCUCCACUUGGGUUUCACAAAGCCGUAUCGGGCGAUUCGGAUACAGCGCCACAGAAGCCGCAGGUGGUCUGUUCCGCAAAUGCCCAGCACCCGACCGGAGACCCUCUCUGCGCGCCAUACCAGGAGGCCUUCGAUGGCUCCUGCUAUGAGCUUGUGAGUCUGCAGCGCGGCUUCCUUAGAGCUCAGGCCUGGUGCGAGCGGGGCGGUGGCCACCUGGCCUUCAUCCUCAAUGAAGAGACACAGCAAUUCCUACAGAGGCACCUGAGCCCAGGGCAAGACUUCUGGUUGGGCCUGGCUCCUGUCUCUCAGAACCUCACCCUGGCGACCAGUGCUCCUGAAGGUCCGCUCUCCUGGCUGGAUGGCUCUGACAUUAGUUAUGCCAACUGGGCCCACGACCCUCCUGUAGACGCUGCCUGUGGACACAUAGUGAGGGAUUCGGGGUUUCAGUGGGAGGCGACUGACAACUGCAGCCAGGAGUUCCACUUUGUGUGCGAGUUUGAGUCCGGCCGCUCCCUGGCCUGCACAGACCAUAAUGCCACACUCCAGUGUGGGUCUGGCCAGGUGAUCGAGGUGGACAACGGCUUCUAUGGCAGGAAAACAUUGCACUACUGCCGCCCAAGACCAACCCACUUGGCCCCGCCCACCUCCUCGGCCCCCCAGGAAGAGUGCAGCUGGGUGGAUGUCGGGGAUGUGAUGUCAGGCCACUGCCAUUGGCUGCAGGUGUGCCAGGUGGCUACGGGUGAUGUUUCAUCUGGGGAGCCAUGUCCAUCUUUGGGGAGCUAUCUGUCCGUGGAGUACCACUGCAGAGAUGGUCUCCUAUUGCUUGUGAAUGAGAGUGCAGUGGUGUUCCACAACAUUACCAUCACACUUAAGUGGCUCCUCCACCCCUUCCAAGGCAACCUCACCUGCACCUUAAACACUGGAGAUGGGCAAAAUAUUGACCCCUACAGUCCAGAGGGGUAAAGCAGCCUGGUACACAGGUACACCCACACUGGUGUUUUCACAAUCACCGUGGAAUGCUCCACCAGCGAGUGGCACGUGACUGCGCAAGGAGCAAUCUCUGUCCAGGAGCCCGCUGAUGACUUUGGCAUCGUCAGAUGCUACAGUUUCAACCGAUCAGGGGACAGCUCCGAGUGCACGGCCAUUUAUGGCAGCGAGCUGGCCAUCCAGGUGGAGCUGGAAGCAGGAACCAACAUCACGUACAGAGUCCAGCAUGGUGAAACUGUUUUGGCUAUGGCCACCGCCACAAGAGGCAUCAUCCCCUGUAACAUCACACUGAGUCCCGAGGCUCAGCAGCAAUUGGGUGCUGGCUGUCACCAGGUGGCUCUUCUAGCCUCCAACAACGUUAUGGCAAACGCUGUCUCCAAGACUAUGCAGCUCUGCCUCCUGGAGCCUGUGGAGGGCCUGUGGGCCUCAGUGGAGCCCGGGAGGAAGCCGUGCCUGAACCCAGAGCUCCAGGUAUCUGUGUCUCUGGACCGAGGCACCCCGGUGCAGCUCCAGUUCCAGAUCUCUGGGAACAAAGAGAGCUUCCUGGAAAUGAAGGAGAUGACGAGCGGCAGCCUCCAGGUGUUCUUAAUGGCUUAAAAUUUCUCAACAGGGCCAAUGAAUGUGAAAGUCAGAGCAACUAACAGCAUUUCUGAAAUGGAUCUUGAUGUUGGAAGUACAGCUGUGGUCUGCAGUGAGUCAAAGGCAGGCGACCGCUCCCGAGUUCCUCGUGACCAACAAUUCACUAUCAACGCCAAUCCCAGUACCGUGCACCCUGAUACCUCUUCUGUCCAGUUAGAGGGCAAGAACAUGAAAAAUGAUCCUGGGGUUCUGGGAAAGUGCUUCGGUAGGUGGACCCCAGGUCCCUUAACCCUGUAUGCAGAAGAUAUUAAUAACCUCACACUCAGUGAUGAAGACGUGCUCUCUGUGAUAACCAAAGUUGUGGCUCUAGCCAUUUUUAAGGAUGGGAAGUCUGCAUAUGACAUCUACAACGUCCGGAACACGGACAGUCCCUCCAGCACUCAAGCGACCACGCUGGCCUACACCACCCCUACACAGACCACACGACAUGGGAGUGCAACCACCACCGCCACCACCACCAGAAAUUCAGGAAGAAGCAAUCCCACACCAUCUAAUGAUCACACCUAUUCUGACUCCCAGUCUGCCCUUUCCACUCUUAAUUGCAGCCUGGGCCCAACCCAGGGCUCUGUCCUCACAGCCUUCUCUAUCACUUGUGCUACAUCCAAGACUUUCUGCCAAACUGGAUCCUGCACGUGCUGCAUCACUACUGGUAGCGGUCAGUACCUGAGCUGUGGAAAUGAGCUGGUGGUGAAGUCUCUCUUCCUGCCUGAGGGGGACAAGAGCAGUAAUCACAGACUGGCUCUGAACGUGUCUUUGAAGAAUAAGGAAGGGAAGAUAAUCAACACCACCUUGACCACAAAGGUGACGGAGGCCAGCGCUAACACGUCUUUGCAGGAACUCCAAGUUCUGAUUUCCACACAGGUAAACCAGCAGUCUUCGUCAAGGUUGGCACAGCUCUACAGCACCGUGUCUGGGAUUCUGAACAAUCCAGCUAAAAGCAAUCAGGAGAAGACGACGCGAAUGAAGAUGCGGCAGGAGAUGCUGGCCACCAUGCUGGUAGCUGUACAGACCACCCAGUUCAGCAGUGCCCAGGAAGUGCAGUGUGUGGCCGAAACAGUGGUGGGGAUCACCCAAGUGGGCAGAGAGUUGACCUCCACUGCCCAGGUGCAGGCCAGCUCACUGCUGGCGAACCUCAGUCAGGCACUGCUCUUGAUCAACAGCAGCGGCAGCGUCGGGACCGCGCAGACUUUGCUUGCGGCCGGACCUAUCGUCUCAGCAGCUAGCAACAUCCUGACGGCCUCCGCUGAUUCGAACCAGCAGACGAAAAUUUCUAGCAGUUUGCUCAGUGCUGUGGACAAUGUGCAGUCCGCCUUAUUGGCCGGGCUGGGGAUCGACCAAGAGCCCGUCGUCCUCAAAACCCCUGAGAUAAACAUUUCUGUCAACAAGAUGUUGUCCCACAAAGUUAAGGGGACGCUUUUCAUCCGGAAUAGCACAUCUCCAGCCUUCAAUCUCCCCUACCUGGGCUCCAGCAUCCUACCAGUAUCCCAACCUGUGUCUGUACGGAUGACGAGCUUUGGAGCGAACCCUUUCUCUUGGAGCGGAGGGGUGCCCGUCAGUGGGGUUGUGGGGGGCCUUUCCCUGACCAGGGAAGAUGGUUCUGUAAUCCCUGUGGGGAACUUGACCACGGAGAUUGAGAUCUUCCUGCCAAGACCAAAUGUUUCGGAGGUGAACGUGACACUUCUGAACCUGAGGAACUUCAGCACAGUGGCCAUCAACGUGAGCAAACCAAACAUCUCCCUGGUGCUGAAGCUGGACCCCUCAGAGAAUCUGACCUUGCAGCUGCUGCUAGGAUUCCAGCAGUACCCCAACCAGAGCUCCAACAUGGCCCAGACCAGACUUCCCCAGCAGGGCAAAACCCAAGAGGAUCAAUACACUUGGGUUUUAGGACCUGAAAACCUGACCAGAACUGGGGUGUACUACCUGCUUGUGAAACCUGUAGUGGGCCCAGGGGUCAACUCCACCAAUGCCACAGUGUUUGUCACUUCCAUAUCAUCCCAGUGUGUGUACUGGGAUGAGAUCAGGUCCAAUUGGAGCAACACUGGCUGUAGGGUUGGGCCUCUCACCACUCCACUGGCCACCCAGUGCUUGUGUACCCACCUGACCUUCUUUGGGAGCUCCUUCUUUGUCAUGCCCAAUGUUGUGGACGUCUCACGCACUGCCGAGCUGUUUGCCACCUUUGCCAACAACCCCGUGGUGGUGUGUUUUGUGGGAGCCAUUGUUCUGGUCUACCUCCUUGUGCUGGUGUGGGCACGCAGGAAGGACAUCCAUGACCUGACUAAGGUGAAGAUUACCGUGCUGGAGGACAACGACCCACUGGCUCAGUAUUGCUACCUUCUACAUGUGAGCACUGGACACCGACGCGGAGCUUCCACUUCCUCCCAGGUCACGGUAACCCUUAUGGGCUCGGAGGGUGACAGUGAUCCCCAUCAUCUGAAGGACCCCGACAAGCCUCUGUUUGAGCGUGGGGCAGUAGACAUGUUCCUGCUGACCGCUCCAUUUUCCCUGGGGGAGCUGCAGAACAUCAGGAUGUGGCACGACAACACUGGGGCAUACCCUUCAUGGUACCUAAGUAAAGUGAUGGUACAGGAUGUGGAGACAGGGCAGAAGUGGCAUUUCCUGUGUAAUUCAUGGUUGGCAGUAGACAUGGGUGAAUGUGUCCUCGACAAAGUCUUCCCUGUUGCCACAGAGGAGGAUCUGAAGAGGUUCAGUAACUUGUUCUUCACGAAGACUGCAAAGGACUUUGACGAUGGGCACAUCUGGUUCUCCGUGGUCAGUCGGCCCCCCAGCAGCAAUUUUACACGGGUACAGCGUGUCUCCUGCUGCUUUUCACUGCUUCUCUGCACUAUGCUGACCAACAUCAUGUUUUAUGGCAUCCCCAAGAACCCAUCUGAGCAGAAGAUGGACCUGGGCCCAAUUGAGUUCACUUGGCAGCAGGUGAUGAUUGGCAUCCAGAGCUCCAUCAUAAUGUUCCCCAUCAACCUGCUAAUUGUGAGCAUCUUCAGGAAUACCCGUCCACGAGAAAGGAAGUCGCAGCAGGAAAAUAAUCUAGCCAAGGUAGAACCUGCACAGCGGGGAAACACUGAUCCUAUGCCUCCCACCCAGCCACCAUCUCCAGAGAGCAUCCACAGAGAAAUCACUCCUGAAGCUGUCGUCAAGGACAUUAAGAAGAUUACCCAGUCCCUCUCCAAGGCUUUGAGGAGCCCAGUUCCACAAAUGGAAAUGAAGACAGGAAGGUCAUCUGACAUCAACCACAUGUUGGCGCUGGUGGAGGAGAUCAUCAGACAGCAGAACCGGGCAGGAGGCGACUUCUAUACUGAGAAUAGCAAGACAGAGAGCCCCUUAGUCCUUACACUGGGGACGGUUAAUUUACAGGAGAGCAGUCCCAGUGUCAGCCCCGAGAGGGUGCUACUUGACACUCAAAGACAGAUGAACUACAGCCAGUACUUGUACCGCCAGCUUCAACAUGUGGAGAAAGAGCUGGAGAUGUUGGGUGAAGCCUGCUUCCUGAACCCCAGCAGCUACAGCCUGGCAGUGCGUCAGGUCCAGGGUAUGAAGGCUCAGCUGGAGGUCUACCUGUCCUCCCCCAGGCCCACAACAGAGGUUCUCACAGAGAGCCCUGGCCCCCACCCCAGCCCUUCAAAGUGCGGCUGCUGCAAGGGCGGACUGCCCUGGUGGUUUGUGUUUGUGGGGUGGUUCCUAGUGGUAACCACUAGCGGCAUAGCAGGGUAUUUCACCAUGAUGUACGGCCUCACCUACGGCAAGGACAAGUCCAUCAGCUGGCUCAUCUCCAUGGUGGUGUCAUUCUUUGAAAGCCUCUUCAUCACCCAGCCCUUGAAGGUCCUGGGUUUUGCUGCUUUCUUUGCUCUGGUUAUAAAGAAGGUGGACCAGGAGGAUUAUGGGGAUCUACCCAUUGAGAAAGCAACGGUAACCUCAGCAGACCCAGAUGGAGUGCUGAGUGCUCGAAGAGACAGCACCUGUAGCUUCUACCAACCCCCUGCACCCACAGACGUUGAGAGGAUGAGGAACAACAUGAUAAAGGAGCAGAAGGUCUUUGCGCUUAUCAGAGAAAUUCUCAUCUAUUUGGGCUUUAUGUGGAUGCUGCUCAUGGUGGCUUACGGCCAGAGGGACCCGAACGCCUUCUUUCUCAAUCAGCACAUAGAACAGAGCUUCGGCGCUGGGAUCUCGGACACCAUGAGCCUCAAUGAUAUAUUCAGCUGGGCCAACAGCACCCUCCUCAGCAGCCUUUUUGGACAGUAUCCAGGGUUCAUUACAGACGGGAACUCUAAGCUGGUUGGAAACGCUCGUAUUCGGCAGGUAAGGGUGAGGAAGGACUCCUGCACGAUGUCAAGCUACCUGCAACAUUAUAUUUUGGACUGCGACGCACCCUACUCUUGGGAGGUAGAAGACAUGGGCACCUAUGGACCAGGCUGGAGCAAACCUGUCAACUCCAACAGCACGCUAAUGAAUGGCACUAAAGCUUACAACACACCGGCCCCCUUUGCCUGGCAGUACCAGAGCCAGGACCAACUGAGGGCAUACCCCAUAUGGGGCAGCACAGCACUCUACAGAGGAGGCGGCUUUGUGGCGGACCUUGGUCCAGAUCAGGGCAACGCCAGCAGCAUCCUGCAGUACCUGUUUGACGAAACCUGGCUGGACGAAUACACACGAGCUGUGUUUGUGGAGUUCACUGUCUACAAUGCCAACGUCAAUCUUUUCUGCAUUGUCACCCUGAUGCUCGAGACCCAGGCUACCGGAGGUUUUCAGUACCGCUCCGAGCUGCAGAUUGUCCGCCUGUAUCCCUCCACCAGCGGCCUGUACUUCAUCAUGGCAUCUGAAGCAAUCUAUUUUCUCUUCAUUCUUUAUUAUAUGUUUGUUCAGGGGAAGCUAAUGAAACAGCACAAGUGGGCAUAUUUCAGCUCCAAGUGGAACAUGCUGGACUUGGCCAUCAUCAUCCUGAGCUGGAGCACCCUCUCUGUCUUCAUCAAAAGAACCCUGCAGGGGAACCAAGACAUGGAGUACUACCAGAAUCACCAGGACCAGUUUGUCAGCUUCUACAACACAGCAGCAACAGACUCAGUCUUGGGAUACCUGAUUGCCUUUCUGGUGCUGCUGGCCACUGUAAAGCUGUGGCACCUGCUAAGGCUCAACCCCAAGCUAAACAUGAUCACAGCCACACUGAGGAGGGCCUGGAAUGACAUCUCCGGCUUCAUCAUCGUCAUGGUCAUCAUGUUCUUGGCUUACGCCAUAGCUUGUAACCUGCUGUAUGGUUGGAAGUUAUACUCGUACAGGACCAUUACGGAUGCUGCUGCAACUAUAGUUAGUCUGCAGCUCGGGACUUUUAACUACGAGGAGAUUCUGAAUUACAACCUAGCCCUUGGUGCGUUCCUCAUUGGCUCCUGCAUCAUCUUCAUGACCUUUGUGGUGCUGAACCUCUUUAUCUCAGUCAUCUUAGUGGCAUUCAGCAAAGAGAGACUGCACUACAAGCCUUCAGAAGAAGAAGAGAUAGUGGACCUUAUGCUUUUCAAGCUCUGCAGCCUCUUUGGGAUGAAGAGCAAGAAAAAUGAGCAAGAUGGAGCAGAAGGCACAAAGGACCACAGCUCCAGCUCCUCUGCUGGCAAUACUGCACCCGCUGACUAGAACCAGGGACUUCCUGUUUAUGUUAACUGCAAUACAAUGUGUAUUCAAAGAGCUGUGAUGCUUUUCAAUUCUCUACUGGCCUAAAGAAGUAGAACUCAUAAAGCAAAGUUUGUGUUUCCCACCACUGUCUACUUUUUCAACUAUUCUUUUAACUAGAUGUACUUUACACUUUUAGGGCAGAGGACGCUUAAACUGAUCACAGAGCUGUAAUGACUAUAGCAUGUAUUCUCACACUGCAUGCAUUUUUCAUUUGUGUACUGAGCAGUAACUAUCAGCAACAUAGUCUUUGAAGUUGCACUGUGUAAACAUUAAACGUGA
Molecule: messenger RNA, 7584 nt
Organism: Scleropages formosus (Asian bonytongue)
Lineage: Eukaryota; Metazoa; Chordata; Actinopteri; Osteoglossiformes; Osteoglossidae
Gene: pkd1l2a
Product: polycystic kidney disease 1 like 2a
Exons: 40
Biological process (GO): detection of mechanical stimulus
Cellular component (GO): membrane
Molecular function (GO): carbohydrate binding; protein binding; calcium ion binding
Source: RefSeq, a predicted model, not a curated record